UCUAGCCUUCUAGCCUUCUUCUUCCCCCAUAAGCAACUGUUUGUUUCUUAAUUUUUUCAAAAAUUAUGCUUACCAUGGAGGAUCAAGCUCGGUUCCAGAACUCACUGAGUCUGACUCAGCUGAUGAGGUCUCUAUUUCUGAGGAAGAUCACACAGUUGCUACUCUCAGUGUCUGUGUUCUCCUUCAUCUUCUCUUGUUCAGAAUGGUAUUAUUCCUUCAAGGCCCCAAUGCUGAGCCAAGCUGUGGACAAAAACUGCAUCUUCCUCAUCUGUAAUGGGAUCCUGGUCUUGCUUGCUAAGACCUCUGGCUGCAACAGCCACCCCUUCAAGAUGAUCGAAGAUAGAGAAGCUCCAUUGCUGGAGAUGGAGGACUCGUUUCUAGACAAGCAAGUCUCACUGGAAGCUAUGGAGCCUUCAGAGAAUGCUUUAAUAGAAGAAGAAGAAGCUCCAAAUGGGCUUCUGGUUAAAUUAGAAGAAGAAGAAGACGAAGAAGAAGAAGAAGAAGAAGAAGAAGAAGCUCCAAAUGGGCUUCUGGUUAAAGAAGAAGAAGAAGAAGAAGCUUCCAAUGGGCUUCUGAUAGAAGGAGAAGAAGAAGGGACUACAGAAAACAAUGGCUUCCCAGAUGAAUUGGAAGGAGAAAAUGAAGCGAUGAGCACAGAAGAGUGGAACAAGAAGUUUGAUGAGUUUAUAAGGAGGAUGAAGGAAGAAUUCAGGAUUGAAGCUUGUGAGCAACAGUUGAUCAUGGCUUAGUAAAUUAAACUUCUCUAUUUAGGCUCUGUAAAAUAUUAAUUAAGUCCUAUUAUAUAUAUAAUUAUGUAUAAUGUAACAUUAAUUAAUUAAUCAUCUUUUCUUUCCUCAA
Diospyros lotus (date-plum) is the source of this 858-nucleotide messenger RNA. RefSeq lists its product as uncharacterized. The transcript has a single exon. The coding region runs from base 66 to 749 and encodes 227 amino acids. The record is from RefSeq and is a predicted model, not a curated record. Lineage: Eukaryota; Viridiplantae; Streptophyta; Magnoliopsida; Ericales; Ebenaceae.